Messenger RNA from Condylura cristata (star-nosed mole), 1488 nucleotides. RefSeq names its product coiled-coil domain containing 105 (gene TEKTL1). The coding region runs from base 1 to 1488 and encodes 495 amino acids. The transcript is spliced from 7 exons. Lineage: Eukaryota; Metazoa; Chordata; Mammalia; Eulipotyphla; Talpidae. The record is from RefSeq and is a predicted model, not a curated record.
AUGCCAGUUUUGAUACCUCCCGCUGAGCGCAGCCAGGAUCAGCGGGUUGGGGCUCCAGCAUGGCGCCAGGCGGCCAAGGAUAUCACGCAGAAGGCCCGCCAGCUGACCAACCGCUGCGGGAGGGAAGCGGUGACCAUGUGGCAACCUGAGGACAGCAUUCAGGACCCACACGUGGCGAGCCACCUCUGCCGCGCCGCCUACAUCCUGCCUUGGCGCUUCCGCGUGGAGAUGCUCAAAGGUGGUGGCACUGUAGAGAAGCCGCCACCGGGUGAGGGCGUCACUUUGUGGAAGAGCAAGAUGAAGCCCCCGGUCUGGCACGCACGCCUACCGCUGCCUAUGCACCGCGACGCGCGGACCCUGCAGACCGCGGAGGUGGUGCAAGCACACGCGCGCGGGGCGCGCCUCACUGCUGCCCGCCUGGGCCGCGCACAGCACCAGAUCAACGGGCAGGUGCAGCUACUGCAGCGCCAGCGGGAGAGCACCGACCACAGGCUCAGCGAAGUGCGCAAAGGUCUGCUGAUUAACCAGCAGAGCGUCAAGCUGAGGGGCUACCGACCCAAGUCUGAGAAGAUUCCAGACAAAGCUGACAGUAUGCUUAAGUGGGAGAAGGAGGAGCUAAAGAGCAUGAAGAGGAAGAUGGAGGAAGAUAUGGAAAAAUCAGAGGCCUUGCUCAAGGCCUUAGCCUCCUGCCGGGACACUCUGGCCUUCUGCUAUAAGGAGAGGCUCCAAGCUGUGGACCUAAUGAACCAGCCACUAGACAAGGUUCUGGAGCAGGCUGGCCGCCACUCAUGGGUGCACCUAUCCCGCGUGCCCACCCCACGCACUCAGGGCCAGAAGACACCACCUAUAGACCCUGUGGGUACCUAUACCCCAGAGUGUGCCACAGCGCUGUAUGAAGCCAAGCAACUGCUGAUGGAGUCCAAGGACAUCUUACAAGAAAUGGCAAAGAGUGAGGAAGACAUCCGGCAGCAACAGCAGCAGAUAAGCGAUCUCGUGUGCGCCUCACUGACGCAGAAGAUGCACGAAACGUCAGAGCUGAAGGAAAAAAUGUACAUGGCCUUAGGAUUAAUGAGGGGAACAAUCCACCGGUGCACAAAAUUCAGCCACGAGAUGCACAUCACCCGCGGCCUCAUCAAGGGUCCUCUGUCAAAAUCUCACCUGGAGACUAGAGAGAAGCUGGACAGACCUCUGGUUCGAGUGUACCAAAGACACGUGGGCACUCAACUCCCCGAGGCCUCGCGCCUUGCUCAGGGCACUGACAAACUGCAGCGCCACAUCUCACACGUGGAAAAGAACCUGAAAGCGCUGAUGGACAAGCACAAGCACCUCUCCCGGAGCCUCGACUGCAAGAAGAUGGGCCAGAAAGCCGACUACAGCGUGGUGCGCCUGCGCCUCCGCCAGCGCCAUCCGCACGUGUACUACGAGCAGGCGCAGCGCCUCGUCAGCGACUGGAGCCCUCCCGUGCCUCCCGGCGCCGGCACCCAGUGA